CAGACCACACAUCUUCUCCAACUGUAAGCAGAAUGAGGUUUCCGAGACCACAUCUAAGCAUGUCAAAGACACGAAAUUCCAUAGGUGACUUGACAGAGUCGCCCUUGUCUAGAGUGGACUUUCAACGUGAUCGACGACUACUUAACUUAAAACUACUUCAAACGAAUUUCCAUCAAGAAAAUCAUGAAGAUUCUCAUCCUCAGGAUUUUACGAAAAUCGGAGGUAUAGCGCAAUGCUAACCUAUGAGAACUUGACAUAGAGCAGAGUGUUGCUCUAUAAGAAAAUGACAUAAAGCCAGUGUCUUUCCAUAAUAACCUGGCGCAGAGCAUAUUAUUGUUUCGUGAGAACGUAACAUAGAACAUGUUAUUAUCCCGUAAAAACGUGACAUAGAGCACAGUGUUGAUAAUUUUAGUCGACUGCAGUGCGGUUUACAAAGGUAAGCUUAUUUCCAUUACCUUUCGAGUUUCAAAGAUAGUGCCGGCAUACUGAUGCUUCUAGGAACUACAUCAAGGUAUUUGUCGAUAAAAAGCAAAACAAAAAAAAACAAUGUAUAGUAGCCUUGAUAUAUGCUUUGAAAAGAGUUUCCCGCGAAGCUGAGUGACUUUAUUUUAGCAAAGUGCUGAUAGAUAAAAGUCAUCAACCACGGGAACGUUGUGGUACCUCUCCAAAGGGCGACUGUUCGCCUUGUGCGUGUCAGUUUUUAUCGUGUCAUUCUGCCUGGUGGCGCACAUGCUGUACAUGAGGUACCUGAAUGACCCAACCUUAUGCAUGGAUAGCUACCAGGACGACGAAUCGAUCAAUUUUGACAGCUUGAGGGAGAGAAUCAAACUUCCUCAAACUAAGCGGCGCCUGCCCCAGUGUCUGAUCAUUGGUGUACGAAAGGGCGGCACAAGGGCCUUGUUGGAGUUUCUCAACAUACAUCCCAUGAUUCAGCGGUCGACAGAUGAGAUUCACUUCUUCGAUAACGAAAGAAAAUACAAUAUGGGUCUGGAGUGGUAUCGCCAGCAGAUGCCUUAUUCAUUUGCCGACCAAAUCACUGUAGAAAAAAGUCCCGCCUAUUUCAUCACUGAAGGAGCUCCCGAGCGAAUCCGAGCCAUGAACGAAAGCAUCCGACUUCUUUUAAUCGUACGCGAACCUGUAACUCGACUCAUUUCGGACUAUUCUCAACUAGCCGCGAACAAAGCCAAAAAGGACAAAUUCAUACGACCUUUCCGUGAUCUUGUGCUUAGAGAAGAUGGGAAAAUUAACACUGAUUAUCGAGCCGUAAGGGUUAGCAUGUACUCUCUUUAUAUUAAAAUGUGGCUGAGCAUCUUCCACCGGGAUCAGAUUCUAAUUAUCAACGGAGACCGAAUGAUACAAGAUCCUUACCCAGUGAUCUAUAAAAUAGAACAGUUUCUAGGCUUAGAACAUCGUGUCGGAAGAGAGAAUUUCUUUUAUAAUAAAACUAAAGGUUUUUACUGCGUUAGGAAUUACACUGUGUACAAGUGUCUCAACGAAAGUAAAGGGCGGAAACAUCCGACGAUUGAUCCAGAACUGAUUUCCAAACUGAGACAGUUUUAUUCCUCGUUUAAUCACGAGUUCUACAGCUUAGCAAGACAAGACUUUGGCUGGCCUGAUGAGUAACACUUCUUGAAAUAGACUUCAGAUUAUGUAUGUACAUGUCAUAUUAAUGUUAAGUCUCGCGUGAUAUAUCUAAAAGUUAAAAGUUCUGGAUAAUGUACGAAAAGAAACUGAAAAAAAAGUAACCAAAUCGUGCCAAAAAUAUAAUUAGUAAUAUAAAAAGAAACACAAGAUACCACAAUAAUUCAAUAACUGAAGUAUAGUUGUGUUUCGGUUUUUAGAGCAAAGUCACAUUGGGCUAUUUGCUGCGUACACCGCGGGGAAUCGAACCCCAUAAUUUAGCGUUGUAAAUAUGCAGACUUACUGCUGUCCCAUGAAGGGACGUAUAGGUUUUGUUUCUUAAUAUUGUUUAAAGAAAAUACGAAAAAAAUCAUGUAAAUAAGCUAUAUGUUAUGUAAAAUGUGUUAACAAUAAUGACAUUACUUAACAAUACCUCUUUGUAAGUCCGUAAACUUACUG
Molecule: messenger RNA, 2079 nt
Organism: Limulus polyphemus (Atlantic horseshoe crab)
Lineage: Eukaryota; Metazoa; Arthropoda; Merostomata; Xiphosura; Limulidae
Product: heparan sulfate glucosamine 3-O-sulfotransferase 5-like
Exons: 2
Coding region: 730-1623 (297 amino acids)
Molecular function (GO): [heparan sulfate]-glucosamine 3-sulfotransferase activity
Source: RefSeq, a predicted model, not a curated record